AGCCUCCCUAUAACCUCUCUACUCGGCACUCAGACGCACAUCACCGAUCGCACUUUGCUCAGAGACUCAGAGAGAGCAGACUUCACCGCCAUGGCAAGAGUCUUGAUGAGGAUGAUGAUGAUGAUGAUGCUUUUCAGUACUUUAUUCAUGUCUAGCCUAACUUUUGACAUCCAGUUGGUAAAAGUGAACCCUAAACGAGCCAUCUCCGGUGUGUUUGAAGCUACCCUAGGAAACACAUACGCCUUAAGUGCAUCAGCAGCCAGAGAUCUUUGUGAGCAUCUAGGUGUGACUAUUGCAAGCAAAGCACAAGUAGCAGAGGCCCAGAAACACGGUCUGGAGACAUGCAGGUUCGGGUGGGUAGAUGAGCAAAUAGCUGUUGUUCCCCGAGUUCAGGUCAAAUCGAACUGUGGCAACGGCAAGACUGGGGUUGUCGUGUGGCGUGCAGACCCCAGUAGAGAGUUUGAUGUCUUCUGCUUCAAUUUAACAGAUUUUGAGGCACAAAACCAGGCUUCCAUGGCCGCACACCAAACGACAACAAGAGAGCCAAUCACAACACAUUCAUCUGUUUUUCCCACUACUCAAGCUGGAGUUCAUCUGAGGAAAACCCCAUUUUCUAAACUCCCUUCCCCAUCAUCUUCCUCUGUUCCUUUUUCUUCAUCAUCUCACAGUCCCUCUGUUAACGACAUGGAUGAUGAAGGGAAACAUCUGCCCAUGAGUGGACCCCCGAUUGAAGCUGUUCCAGCUGCAUUACUGAUCACCGUCACCUUCACAGUCAUGCUUGCUGUCUUUCUAGCACUUUAUUAUUUCAAAACGAACAGACCCUGCAGGACGCAGUGUGACAGCGAGCAGCAGAAGGAGUACAUUGAGACAGAGGUUUGGGAGCACUGUAGUAAAAAAGACCUGCAGAAACCACAGGAGGAGCAUGUGGAGGAGAACGAGGAAGAAAACAACAACAGCAGUUCUACAGAAAAGGAGUGACAUUUCUGUUCUUGUCAAGACAUCUUGGGAUGACUGAGACUGAAGUGAUUGUGUCACAAUGUUGUAGUUUUGUAAUGAA
Sinocyclocheilus rhinocerous is the source of this 1057-nucleotide messenger RNA. Its product is annotated as lymphatic vessel endothelial hyaluronic acid receptor 1-like. NCBI's taxonomy places the organism in Eukaryota, Metazoa, Chordata, Actinopteri, Cypriniformes, Cyprinidae. Gene Ontology annotation, biological process: cell adhesion. The record is from RefSeq and is a predicted model, not a curated record. Bases 91 to 978 code for a protein of 295 amino acids. Gene Ontology annotation, molecular function: transmembrane signaling receptor activity; hyaluronic acid binding. Gene Ontology annotation, cellular component: plasma membrane. The transcript has 6 exons.